GCUGUUCAAACAGAGAGCGGAGCUAUGAAAGAACCAAAGAACAGAAGUCGAUUCAGGCCUUAAGUCGGUUGCAGGCUCAGUGUCGUGGUUAUGUGAUGAGGAAAAGACUAAGUUUGGUUCGGACUCAGUUUGAGGAGACAGUGCGAGAGAUUGAUGGAGGACUGGAUCACCUGCAGUGGAGAGGAAACAUCAUUCCCAAACCUCACUUCACUGACACUGAAAGCCUUUUGUUGCAGUAUGACCCAUCCAGGUUUCAGUCCCAUGACCGUCUGGAUGAUUCAGAGAGGGAACAGAAAACACAGAAUGAGGGCAGUGAGAAAUCUCUCCCACAGUCUGAAAUCCAGGUACUGGAGAGAGACGAAGCUGCUGAAACAGCCAGAAGAGAUUCUUCCACGCCUGUGGAUGAUAUUGUGGACAAGAGAGGAGAGAAUGUGGUCAUAAAAAACCUGAUGGAUGGUUCUACUAAACUUUGCAGUACCGUGAAUUCAGAUGUCAGCCUCAGCAGCUUAUUUCAGACAGGAACAAAUUUGCAUUCAGUUUUUAAAACCACAGCACACACUCUUGACUCUCUGAAGCAGCAGCGGAGCGCUUUAGCCAUGGAGGUGCUGUGGAUCCAGCAAGCCAUCAGUAGCAGAAAGAAAUAUCUUACCCUCAAACUGAGAAUGGAUGUGCCACACUGAUACUGGACCAGUUCUAAAGUGGACCAACAUUUUAAAAGAUGUUUUCUCAUAAUUUCUGUAUUAAUGUAACAUGUACAGCACAGAAUGUUUGAGAAUUGUCGUAAAUUAUAUUUAUUUAUGAGCUUCUUUUGUCUAUAAAUGGGUUUGUGUUAAAGAAGAUUUAAAUA
Cyprinus carpio (common carp) is the source of this 847-nucleotide messenger RNA. RefSeq names its product IQ domain-containing protein C. The record is from RefSeq and is a predicted model, not a curated record. NCBI's taxonomy places the organism in Eukaryota, Metazoa, Chordata, Actinopteri, Cypriniformes, Cyprinidae.